AUGACGACGACAUCGACAACAUCAUCAACUACACUUCCAUCAAUUGAUCCACAAUUAUUAAAACUUCUUGCACGUCAUCAUCCACAUUUACAACAACAGCAACCAACUGCUAAAGAAUUUCUUCAACAUGCAUUUUAUUAUAAUCAUCCACCACCAAAUACAGUAGCAACAAAUUUACCAAGACAUCUUCUUGGUAAUGGAUUAUCAAAAUUAAAUACAGAAAAUUCUAUAUCAAAUCUUAAAUUAUCAACUUUAAAUGGAAAAAUUGAUUCACAGCAAAUAUCAAAUGAUUCUCAAAUAAAAAAAUCAACAAAAGAACCAACAACAUUUGAUCAAUGGCUACAACCACCACUUGGAUCUAUGAUUCAGGGACCACCAUGUUUACAAGCUGAUACAUCAAUUGGAGGCUCGAAAAGCGAAACAAUUUUAUCAUCAGGCGAACGUAUUACAUGUUUUUUUGUUGGUGGUGAAAAACGUUUAUGUUUACCGGAAAUUCUUAAUACAGUCUUAAAAGAUUUCUCCUUACAAGAAAUCAAUGCUGCAUGUGAACGUUUACAUAUAUAUUGUUCACGUUGUACAAAUGAACAACUUGAUAUUCUUAAAAUGAUGCAAGUUUUACCAUUGAAUGCUCCAUCAUGUGGUUUAAUAACUCAAACAGAUGCUGAACGUCUUUGUGCAAAUUUAUUACAAUUACGUUAUAAAGGACAAUUGCGAUCAGUUAAUUCAUUAGGAUUAAAUCAAUAUGAACGUUUAUAUUCAAUAAAAGUUCAACAUAAAUGUUUUGGUAAAUGUUCAGGAACAUUAUAUCCAACAUUAUAUGUUGCACCACACGCAGAAUGUAUACAAUGUGAUACAUGUCAAGCUUUGUUUUCACCUAAAACAUUUGUUUCACAUGGACAUAAAUCAGAAGAAAAUCGUAUUUGUCAUUGGGGAUUUAAUUCUGAUAAUUGGCGAGCUUACUUAAAAAUACGCUCAACUGAAGACAAUAAAGCACGAGAAGAAUUAGAAUUAUUUAAAGAGAAAUUUUUAAAUAAUAAUAAUAAUAACAAUCAAAAGAAAAGAUUACCUCAACAAAUGGAUUGUUUAAUACCAGCAGAAAAACGAGUAAAAACAAUCGCUUCAUCAUCCGAUUGUUGGUCAACGGAUACUCUUUAUCCAUAUCCACAAACAGCAUUUUCAUCCGUGAAAAAAGAUAAUCAUCUAGGAGAUUAUCCAUUUAGUGCUGGUUUACCUCGUCCAGCUUUAAUUCCUUCCACAUUCCCAUCCGAAUCAACAACAACAAAUCGACCGUCACCUUUACGUGUUGUUCGUUCAAAUUCUCCUGCAUCAACCGAUCCGACAAAUUCAUCCAUUACAAAUUUUAAUGAUUAUUCACCAGAUGGUAUUCGACAAAUAGUUGAAGCAACUGUCACAUCUUCACGAGGUCGUACUCAAUUAUUAACAUAUAUUUCUCAAUUACAAUUAGCUGCUUAUGCACAUUCAUCUAAAAAUAAUUCUAUUGCUAAUGAAAAUCAACAAAAUGAAACAGUUUUAUUACGACGUGAAAAUGAAAUACUUCGUGAACGUAUAUCAAAAUUAGAAGCAACACAAGUAUCAUCGAAUUCUAGUACAAUUAGUAAAAUAUCUUCAAAUGAUCAUAAUCAUCAACAAGAUAGUACUAUUGGUGAUUUAGAUGAUUUAGAAUCAAAUAUUUCAUCGAAUAGUACAUCAUCUUUAAUUGCACAUGAAACAGUAGGAAAUGAUCAACGGAAAUAUUUUGAUCGUAAACGUCGUUUAUUAGCUGCUGAACAACAAAUAUCAAUACCUGAAACAGAAAUUUUAUUAACAAAAAAAUCUAUUUCAUUCAAAAAAGCUUGUCUAGAUGAAAUUGUCGAUUCAUUAAAUCAAAAAGCUCAAGCUGAACGAGAAGAAAAUAAUGAUGAUGAUGAAGAAAUAAUUAAAACAACAAAAAAUACUUUAACAUCACCAUCAACAACAAUAGAAAGAGAGGAGGAGGAUGAUGAAGAAGAUAUUGAUAUUGAUGAUGGAAAAGUUGUAGAAAAUGAUCAUUAA
This is a messenger RNA of Adineta steineri, 2052 nucleotides long. NCBI's taxonomy places the organism in Eukaryota, Metazoa, Rotifera, Eurotatoria, Adinetida, Adinetidae. The record is from the annotation of a GenBank genome assembly.